Molecule: messenger RNA, 10176 nt
Organism: Lymnaea stagnalis (great pond snail)
Lineage: Eukaryota; Metazoa; Mollusca; Gastropoda; Lymnaeidae
Source: the annotation of a GenBank genome assembly
GUGUGUAGUAGUGUGAGCUGUCAUGCUUAUAGUUUCCUAUGAAUAACCAGCUGUCCACAAUAUGAAAUAUAUUUUAUGCUGCAUAGAUUGCAUACAUUGUGCAUAACCUUCAUCACAUAUAAUAAGACAAUUUCUUAUUUAAAUUAAGUUGUUGAAAUUUCUGGAUGACCACAACCUUCUGUUCAUAACCUUUUGUCUGGAGCAGGCGUAAUAAAAUGUUAAGGAAGAAAUUAAACACAGGAUUAUGUUUUGUCAAGUUUUCUUGUAUUUUUAAGGAAGAUGUUUAUAGUGGAAUUUGAUUUCUGAUGUAGCUGUGCAUAGUGUUGUUUGAUUUCUUCAUUACAAACGUGUGGUAUUUUACACAUAGGUAAGUUAAUGUGUAAAAAAAUAUUUUAAAUUUCUAUUAAAUAAUUAGAGGGAAAGAGAGAGAGAGCGAGAGAGUAAGAAAGAGAGAGAGAGAGAGAAAGAUAGAGAAGAGAAGAGAGAGAGAGAGAGAGAGAGAGAGAGAGAGAGAGAGAGCGAGAGAAAGAGUUAUAGAGCUUUCAUCGUCUAUGGCCUUCCUUCUUUUAACAAAUGAGAGAUUCUCUUCAAGAUUUAGAAUGAUUUUUUUUCAAUUAUUUAUUUUCUCGUUAUUUAAAUAUAUUUUCAGUAACAUUUUUCUGCUUAUUGGAAAUUGUAGAAACAUAAUUUUGUGAGAACAACUAAACUGUAUUCUUCAUUCUAACAUUAUGAAAGAAAUAUUUAAGGAUUUUCAUGUUAGUGUGCCUUAACGUCAUUAAAAGGCUUGUGUAUUACAUUUAUUAUUUACAUUUAAUAUGUUUAUGGCUAUGUCAUGAAUUACUUCUAAUAUUUUACAUGUAAUAUGUUUAUGGCUAUGGCCUAAAAUAUAAUUUAUAAUAUUAUGCUACAUGCAAUGUUUUAAAAAAAUUUUUUGAAGGAGCUGUUCCGACAGAGAAUCAAUUAAAUGAGCGAAUAAGGCAUGCAAAUCAAAACAGUCAAGAUUAACCACUGGAUAACGCGUUCACUGGUUUUGAUGACGCUGCUAACUGAUAUGACAAACGGUGUGUAUUGUUAGAGAACUCUAUCUAAGCUGCAUUCACAAAACUGAAUUCUAUCUUGUAUGCUCCCAUCGCCAGAAUUAAUUUUGAUGAAAUAUUCUAGUUAUAGACAUCAGUGACAUGCCAUUAUAAAAAUGUUUUCAAAUUUUUUUAACUGAAACACAUACAGAAAAGUGUCAAUGUUGAAAACGUAUGUGAAAAUGAUUGUGUUUGAAUACUGAAAAAAAAAAAUCAAAUCAUUGAAAUCUCUUUGGUCAAAGAAGUUAGUGCAUGGAAUACACGAUAAAUUUGCCUUAUACACUCAUGUUUCUUUAUUUUGCAUUGCAUUAACAACGGUGAUUGUCAACAGUCCAUCGGGAUUACCUGAUUGAUGUUAACAAAACACAUCGGUUCGUUUCUGAAAAUUUUUGUGACAUAAGUUUAGAAAACAUUUGGAGUUAGUUUUGGCUUUUCAGGCGUGUAACUGUGAACAUAUGAGUUAGCUGAUCGCCUUUGUCCAGUCUUGGUAAAUGCAUGUAUAAAAGUUAUUUAAAUUUCACCUGGAGUGUUACAGGGUGUCACAAUCGUUUACCGGUGUUUGUGUACACCAACGUUCAGAGACGGGCGCCUAGUGUACGAAAAUAAAUUCCGAUAAUCAAAUUUCUUUAAAUCAACGCUUAACUUGCUUUAUAUCUUAACAACAAAUGUGAAAUACUUUUAUAUGAAUAAAUUAACAUUAUAUUUACGCAUCUUUAUGAAAACAUAAAAUGCACUCGAAUAUAAUCAUAAAUUAUAACUGAUUAGUACAUUGUUAUAUUUUUACAUCUAAACAUUUAAAAAUAAAACAUUGGAACCGCUUCAGUUUCAGGAGAACUGUGUAAACCAUUCAGCAAUCCCGUUUUUUCCAGCAUCAUAAAAAAUAAUGUAAAUUAUUCAGUGCGCCUGGACAAAGUCCCAAACAAAUCCUAUGACAAUGUAGUUGUUCAAUACCAAGGGAAUCCGCUGUCUAAUGGUAAUUGUACGUACAAAUACUGUGUUAUCUGGACCAUUGAGGACGCCAAAGAUGCACUGGUUUACCUGAACUUGAACAUUUCCAAUUUUAAGAAACCAGACUCAGUCCAGCUUGAUAUCAAUGUUCAUUUGAACUGCAGUGCAGGAAAUAACAUUAUAAACGUCUGCAUAGAUAUGAGGGACGAGGUCAAGGCCCGUAAGUACAUAACAUUUAAGCAAAGAACAAGCUGUCAAUUUUUUUAAAUUAUACGACAGUCUAAAUAUAUAUAUAUAAUAUAUAUACAUAUUGAGUUAAAGAAGACACACAGUGGAAAGGACAUAAUGUUUGACUGAUGAUUGGAUUUUCAAAAUUUCACUAGAAACUUUUUUUUUUUUUUUAAAUUUUUUUACAUCAUGGGUGUCCAACCCAUGACCCGUUAAAUAUUGUAGCCCGCCAGCUGUAACAAAAAUAAACUAUUUUUUUAUGAUAUAUUAAAUAAGCGAUGAUUAUCUUUUUUUUUUAAAAACUCUCAUUUUAAAAAAAUAUAUAUAUAUAAUACUUUUUUGUGAUUGCUCAACUUCGAUGUACUGAUUUUAAAGUUUUAUUUGAAAAGCUCAAAUAAAAAAUAAGCUGUUUGAAACAAAAUUACUAUUUAGUCACCAUUUAAAUUAAAUGAUUUAUAGGAACACAACCAAGCAAUGUAAACCUAAAUUACGUCCAGCAUGUCGCCUCUGGUAAAGUGUAGAAUGCUGCAAAACUAAGCUACCUCGAACAUUUCAUCUCUGGUUAAGUGUAGAAAGGUGGAAAACUAAAUUAUGUAUAUGCUGAAAUGCAUGUUUAAAUUAUAAAAACAUCCCUUUUAAGGCAACACCCUUCCCAGACCCCUCCCCACUGGGUUCGCUCAAAAGAAUUCAGUGGGAUACCUCAUUUAUCACAUUCGUUUAUCCAAUCUUCAUUUAUAAACACUAUGCCCUAUAUAUAUGUUCAUAAAAUUGCAGUCUAUUCAAAUAUAUGUAUUAUAUUUCUUAUUGUCUGUGAGGCGCAAGAAGAUGUGUUAUCAUCUAAUAAGUAAAUACAUUAAGAAUAAUUAAAUUAUAGUGUACAUAAUUUUUUUUUCUUACUUAGUUUAAUGACAUGCGGCUAGGGGCUCCAUUUCAGGGGUUUUUCGGGGGGGGGGAGCAAAUCCAAAACUUGGGGGGUUUGUUAAGUUGUUUAAAAUGGAGGCACCACGGUAUGCUAUUUAAAUAAAACCAGGAAAUUCAAAACAAAAAAAAGGGUGGGGGGUGGGGAUGGCAAAUGAACUACCUUUCCCAACCCAAAUGGCAACCCUUUAUGGCGCCCUCGACGAGUUGAUUCACAAACAACGUGACAGUGCAGCCAUUGGGAUUGGCCACCUCUGCUCUCAAGUCAUUAAAUUAAACAUGUAAAAGUACAAAUACAAUUUUAUGAUUAUUUUUAUAGGUGGUUAAAUUUAUUGCUAAUUCCUUUUCUAUUAUUAGAAAGGUUUAUAUGAAUUACACUAUACAAUAUCCUUAGUGAUGCUAAGGGUUAACAGUGUGUGUGAUUUUUUUUCAGCGUGGACUGGGAAGACAUUAAAACAAAUUCACAUAGGUACUUCGAUCAUUUGCCUCCUUAUCACCAUUCUAACUAUCGUGGUAAUAGGCUUGCACAUUUACAAUGCCAGAGGUGAGAAAAGAUAGCACAUCUAAUUCUUAAUAUUGUAGCAAAAAUAAAAAUUAAAUAUAUCGAAGGCUUUAAGUCUUUUAAAAAGAAUUUAUACUUAAAUAUCGUUUCAUUUUGUCAGAAUAUUUAAAGCAUUCAUUGUGUGUUAGUUUAUUGAUUACUUUUUUAAAAUAAUUCCUGCGGUUAUUGUCCUGUUCACUUGUAUGAAGACUGCGUCAUGGUGAUGGUACAUUUGGCUAUUUGCAUAUUUACGUCACGGGAUGGUACAUUUGGCUAUUUGCACAAUUGCGUCACUGCGAUGGUUUAUUAUGCUAUUUGCACAUUAACGUCAUGGGGGUGGUACAUUUGGCUAUUUGCACAUUUAAGUCACGGGGUGGUACAUCUGGCUAUUUGCACAUUUACGUAAUGGGGAUGGUACGUUUUGCUAUUUUCACAAUUGCGUCACGGCGAUGGUUUAUUAUGCUAUUUGCACAUUUACGUCACGAGGGUGGUACAUCUGGCUAUUUGCACAUUUAAGUUAUGGGGAUGGUACAUUUUGCUAUUUGCACAAUUGCGUCACAGGGAUGGUACAUUUUUCAAUUUGCACAUUUACGUCACGGGGAUGGUACAUUUCGCUAUUUGCACAUUUACGUAAUGGUGAUGGUGCAUUUGGCUAUUUGCCCAAUUACGUCACGGGGAAGGUACAUUUGGCUAUUUGCACAAUUGCGUCAUGGGGAUGGUAUAUUUGGCUAUUUGGACAUUUACGUCCCGGGGAAGGUAUAUUUGGCAAUUUGCAAAAUUACGUAUGAUUACAGCAGAAGAUGUCUAUUAAUCAUUACAGCUCAGGCGAAACGUGCUUUGGUUUUGAAGAAUAAUGUAACAGUUCCCUGUAAAUUCUUUAAAUUUGAUAUAAAAUGUGAUAUGAUCAUAGUUUUCAUUUGUUAUUCUCUUAUUUUUUAAAACAUAAUUACUUGUGUGUGUGUUAUGUUUGUAGUUUUGCAUACUUUAUCAGUACAUGUGUUGUCUGUUCUUAGCUUCGUUCAUUCAAUAUAUUUUAACAUUAUUAUAUUGUUAUAUUUUAACAUUUUCCUUAGGAGAACCAGAACAAAAUUUUGAAUCAGAAUGUUCAGAAGAUGAAGUGCUCUGCCCUCAAAUUUUUGAAAUCGGGUAGGAAAAUAUAGUUUUAAUUAUGUUCAUAAAGACAAACCACAGUAUCUAACAACAUUAAUUUAAUGGGGGGGGGGGAAGGGGGGGGAACGUAAAACAUUAUUUGAGUCGGCACUUUAAAAUGAUCUGAAUUUUGUGUUUGUGUCGCGAUGAGAAAUACAGCAUGUAAGUUGGUACACGCCCCUUUGGUACAUACAACAUUGAAAUAAAGGUCUGGGACAUCUGGGACAUCCAACAUAAAACUAAGUGUCUGUCAGGUGUGAGACACCCAUCUGGGACAUCCAACAUCAAACUAAGGGUCUGUCAGGUGUGAAACACACAUCUGGGACAUCCAACAUAAAACUAAGGGUCUGUCAGGUGUGAGACACCCAUCUGGGACAUGCAACAUCAAACUAAGGGUAUGUCAGGUGUGAGACACCCAUCUGGGACAUGCAACAUCAAACUAAGUGUCUGUCAGGUGUGAGACACCCAUCUGGGACAUCCAACAUCAAACUAAGGGUCUGUCAGGUGUGAGACACCCAUCUGGGACAUGCAACAUCAAACUAAGGGUAUGUCAGGUGUGAGACCCCCAUCUGGGACAUGCACCAUAAAACUAAGGGUCUGUCAGGUGUGAGACACCCAUCUGCCACAUACAAGAUGUAAAUAAGGGUAUGUCAGGUGUGAGACACCCAUCUGCGACAUACAAGAUAUAAAUAAGGGUCUGUCAGGUGUGAGACACCCAUCUGCCACAUACAAGAUGUAAAUAAGGGUCUGACAGGUGUGAGACACCCAUCUGCCACAUACAAGAUGUAAAUAAGGGUCUGUCAGGUUUGAGACAUCCAUCUGUCACAUACAAGAUGUAAAUAAGGGUCUGUCAGGUGUGAGACACCCAUCUGCCACAUACAAGAUGUAAAUAAGGGUCUGUCAGGUUUGAGACACCCAUCUGCGACAUACAAGAUGUAAAUAAGGGUCUGUCAGGUGUGAGACACCCAUCUUCCACCAACUGAGUGCACUAGUGUAAAUUCGUGAAACCUUCAACAAAAGCAUUUGUGAUGACAUUAUAGGGUUUAAAGGUUGCCGAGCGUAGUGGCUAGAAGGUUUCCCUCUUGGAGAUUUUUUGUCGAGUUCACCAUCAAAUGGAUCUCACAAAAUAAUUACAUUUAAAAUCCAGGAUUUCAGUGAUAUUUCAACUGAACUAAAGAAAAAAAAUUAACAAAACAACUUAACUUUGAUUAAUUAACUUGUAACGGAAAUCUGUGGCGUAGCAAAUGGGGUGCGGGGUGGGGGGUACGGACCCCAUGGGGUGACUUCAUCUCUGGGGGUAAAAUCAAGCUGAAAAGUACAUAUUUUACAGAGCACACACUUCUGUGUCCUACCGAAUUUCAUAAAAUAAAAGGAUUCAACGCCAAAUGAGUUGCUGGGUAACUAUCGUUAGUGACAGGAAUCUAUUUUUAUCUCAAUUCUGAGAAGUAAAACUUUCCAUUGAUACCAAAUAUGAUUUGGUCGGGCGAUUCUAACUUCAUGAAUCGAAUCGGUAAAAUUUAAAAGCACCAUGAGUUUACCGCACCGGUUGACAUGAAUCCUAGCUACGCCACUGACGGGAUCAUCAUAUUUCUGAGUUUUAAAAUGCACUAUUUUUUCUCUUAUAUAAUGCUGAAUAUAUAAAUACUCCCCACUACCGACACCACACGAAAAAACUCUUUAAAAAUAAAACUUAAAAAUUGCACAUAUUCUCAUGUAUUCAGCUAUAUCAGACAAUAUUCAUAUUUAUUUAGGGUUAUCUGACAGUAUUCAUAUGUAUUUAGGUUUAUCCGGCAACAUUCAGAUGGUCCAAAAGAUGAUAUAACAGAAGAAGAAACAGAAGCAGAGAUUAAGUCAGAAUUGAAAAUUGAACCAUUGUAUGAAUUUAUAAUUUAUUUUCCCAUCCAAUUUCCUUUUGCUUUGCUUCUAGAAAGGGAAAUAGCCAAACAUUAAUUAUUUUAAGAUUUUUAUUUUUUUUACAUCUUGAUUAAAUAUAAAACAGUUUUAAUCAAAGAUUAUUAUAGACUUUCAGUGAAGUAUUUUUUUUUACCACCGCACUUGGAAUGUUGAGCUUAAAUUCCACUCUUGCAUUGAACGCUUUGCUUAAGUUUAGAUUGAUGUCUCGACAUGCGCCUAAUUUUACUGUGGUUUUUUUUUUUAAACGCCUAAUUGUGUGCCCUAGUUUCUUGUGCGUUCAAACAACAAAAAGGCAAAUUUACAUCACAUUCAAAAAUCAUGGCAAAGUUUUAAGUCUUACACGAUCUAAAUUUUAACUGGAAAUAUUUUUAAAAUGAAAUGUACCAAUCUACUAAAUUAUUAGCGAAUAAUGAAAGAAAACAACUAAACAAAUUAAGCUGUAUAAAAUAUUUUAAAUCUUAAGGUGACAGAAACAUUUUUUUUUAAUUAAUUAAAAUUAUUUAAAGUUAACAUAGAUAUUCAAAGGUGACUCUACAAUGCAAGUUUUCGAUUUCAAUAUCAUUUAGAAAAACUAUAAGUAUGGAUUACAUUUGUUAAAACUUUAAUACUAAUAAAAUUAAAUGCAAAUAAUGCUUCUUUUUUUUAAAUUAUUAUUUUCAAAUUAUCUAAAUUGAUAUUUAUUGCAUUAGCGGUACACUUUAAAAAAAAGUUUUAAACAUUUUAAACUAAUUCCAGCUUAUGUUUGCUAUAUCUUGUGAUGAUUUUACAAAGCAAAUCACUCGAUUCAAUUUUGCAUUAAUAGGUAUCACAUUUUAAACUUUCUUUUUUAAAUAUUUCUAUUUCUGUUAAAUUUGGGUUCAAAAUAAAUCUUAGUUAUAAAGAUAUUACAAAAUUUGAUUGAUGUAGCUUUAUUAUUUUUUCAUUCUUAUUUAUUAAUGACAUAAUUUUUAAAAAAAAUAAAGUUGAAACUAAUAAUUCGUAUGUUCAACCAUUACUAAUACGAGUUCUUUAUCAUAUACUUAAAAUAUAUAAAGCAGGUAGUUAUCAUUUUUAAACAACUCAAUUAAGAAUAACCCCACUCAUUUUACAUCUCAACUCAAAAAAUAAUACAUUUUUGAGCAAGAUAUUGGAAGGUCAUUGGAAGCAAAACUGAUAGAAAUACCAAAAAAUGUUAAUAGCGACCUUCAUCAAUCCACUACGAAUUUGUUCUUGCUUUUUAAGUGUAUAUGUUUUACUAUUAUUUACGUUGUUAUUAUAAUAUGUUAUUUUACCUUAUUUGAAGACAAUAAUUUCUAAAAACGUUUGGGUUUGUCGUAUUUCAUUUUCCCCCAACUACUUUGAACCUGCUUAUGUUAGCUGAAGAAGUUAUUCGGCAGUUUCUUCCUUUGCACUGUUUUGUCUGAGGUAGAAGGCUAGGCUUGUUCAAAAGCAUUCAGCAAAGUUUCCUAUUACUAACAAAUCAGACAAAGUCAGAUGCUUUCUUAUGAACGAAUUAGGUAAAUACUCUAAUUUUAAAACUUGACUUAAGUUACUGAAAUGAUAUUCCUAUGAAAGGCAUCUCAUCCAAUUUGCCUUCGGUAAGAAAUGAGUGAUCCAGAAAUGUCAAAAGUAGAAUUAAUAUUUUGUCUCUGCUCUUGGUCUACAAAAAUUUCCAAGUAGCAUUUUUGAAAUGUAUGACUGCCAGAGUCUCAGUUCAUAGACUGUGCCAGAGUCUCAGUUCAUAGGAGUGCCAGAGCCUCAGUUCAUAGACUGUGCCAGAGUCUCAGUUCAUAGACUGUGCCAGAGUCUCAGUUCAUAGAAGUGCCAGAGUCUCAGUUCAUAGACUGUGCCAGAGUCUCAGUUCAUAGACAGUGUACCAAAUGAUUAACUUCACGAGCAUUUUAUUUCCAUAAUAGCUUUAUCAAAAUGUUUGCAAUUAUUUUUUCUCAUUGUCCCACCUACUUAUUUUCUUCCAAUCCAGAAAAAUACAAAAGGAUUUUAGAACGUGUUUUCUACAAGAGAUACAUGGUAAAGUAUUUUAAAAGCCCUCUUUAAUUUCAGAUAAUUACUAAUUUACGGUUAUUAAAAAUGUUCUUUUGAAAUUUCACAUAAAAAUACGUGUGCAAAUAUAUAUAAGGUUAAAAUAAAUUAACAUACAUUUUCAAAUAAAGCAAGCUACCUAAAUUCUUACAAGUAUUUACACUUUUAUAACACGCUAUGCUAUAUCUAGAUAAAGAUGCAUAGAUUUCAAAUACAUACUAUAAAAAUUACUCUUUUAUAAAAACAUGUGUGUGUUUGUUUAUAAUAAAAUAUAUGUGAUUUAACUUUUGCUUUUUGAAUAUUGAAAUAAUAAUAGAAAAUUUUCCAAAAACUGUUUGACCUCUUACAAAAUAAAAGUUUUAUUUUGUUAGAGAACAAACAUUUUAUUUAAAAAAAAUAACUAAAAACAAUUUUAAAAUAAUGAAGGUCUUGGAAAGAAAUGAUUUCCUUUCUAAAUUAAUAUAUUUCUAAAUCCUUGCCAAUCAAUUGUGCGCUCGAUCUUCAGAAAACAUUGCGAAGUUCAGAGAAAAGACCAAAAUGCGUCAGCAACAGCCCGUAGCAGCUCGUCGAUCUCUUAUUGUCUCGAGUUCGGACGUCGACCAGGCAGCAGACAGUCUCAGCUUUCAGCCCGCGUCCAUCCAGGAGCUCCUGACGCUGCACGAGAAUUUCCCGACAGGGAAAGGCGAAAGGUUUCAAAGACAGCGGAGCGAAUCGUCACAGAUUCUGGGGAGCUCUUUCUUGCGAGAAGAGGACAACGAAUGGGUCGUAGUGGAGUACGAACUGCCAGUCUACAGCAACUGUGUGCACACAGUCACUAUGGAAACAAGACAGCUGAGCAUCAACGACUGCUGUAGGAGCAUCCAGAAAUCAGAAGUGGGCGAUGAGUUUCCCCCAGCGGCAUGUUCUUUGCGAGAGUCCAGCUCAAGCUCUAACGAUCCUACAGGUUACGUUAAGAUGACACGAUCACCACAGCUGGAUGAUAGUGGCUACACAAAGCCGUUUAGAUUGGAAGACAUUGAAAGAACAGAAAUACUUAAUAACUGAUCUUUAAAAAUGACAUUGUUGAACGUUUUAAUUAAAAUACUACUUCUGUUAAAAUAUCGCAUUAAAUGAAACAAUUAAGAAAACUUUAUAUUUGAAUAUAGCAAUAAAGUUUAAAAUUAAUAAUUAUUUCAUAAUGCAUAAAUUGAGUAAACAUGAGUAGCACUAUUGCUGAGUGCUCUGUAUCAAGUCUUGUGACCAACUAUUUAUGAUGUAUUUGAUAAAAGGUGAUUUAAAAUAUAUCAUAAUAAUAGUUUAGCAUGCAUUUACUGUUAUUUUAAACAAUAUUGUUUACUUUGAAUAUGUAAUUAAUUUAAACAUAUAAAUAUUUUUAGAAAUUUC